ACUUCCGGUCCGUAGGCCGGAGUCCGUUCCCGAAAGCCCUCGCUUCUGGACUACCACACUUCCGGGCACUGCUUCUCUUCCGCCUGCCGGCCCGAGUUCCAUGUUGAGCCCGGAUGCUGCGGGUGCUGUGUGGCUUGCGGGGCGUGGCGUUGCACACAUCUUGGUCUGCCUGGACGAGCACCUUCGGUCAAGCCUGUCUUCCCAACACAGCGACUGCAGAUGAGGGAGUUCCCGAGUUGAGUGUCCCAGCGAUGGCUACUCCCUGGAGGUGCGCCCUGUUGAUGAUCCUGUUGUCCCAGGUGGUGACCCUGGUAAAAUGCUUGGAAGACGACGACGUCCCGGAGGAGUGGCUUCUUCUGCACGUGGUCCAGGGCCAGAUAGGAGCUGGGAAUUACAGCUACUUGCGGUUGAACCACGAGGGUAAAAUUAUUCUCAGGAUGCAGAGCCUCCGGGGGGAUGCGGACCUGUAUGUGUCCGACAGCACUCUGCACCCAAGCUUCGACGAGUAUGAGCUGCAAUCGGUCACUUGCGGCCAGGAUGUGGUCUCUAUACCGGCGCACUUCCAGCGCCCGGUGGGGAUAGGAAUUUAUGGACACCCAUCACACCAUGAAAGCGACUUUGAGAUGAGGGUAUACUCUGACAGAACUGUGGAUCAGUACCCAUUUGGAGAGGCUGCCUAUUCUGCUGACCCUACAGGAGCCAGUCAGAACCAAGCUUAUGCUCCAGAGGAGUCAGCCCAAGAAGAGGAGUCGGUCCUCUGGACGAUAUUGAUUAGCAUUUUGAAAUUGGUGCUCGAAAUUCUCUUCUGAACCCUUAUCUGCACGGAGCAGUUAGUUUGCUGUGGACCUUGCUACUUGACCUGGUGAAAUUCUGGUUCCUUUUUCUAGACUAGGAUGGAAAAAUAAAGCCAUACAGUUUUGUUACCUCAAUUUACUCCCCAACAGGAAAAGCAGCAAGCACAAUAUUUUAGAGAUUAAAAUCCCUAUAAAAAGGAGUCUGCUCAAUAAAAUGUUUAAAUACAUUUUGGUUAGUCAGGUGAGUAAAAAGAUUAUUGCAGUAACAGGCUGUAUAAAUCAGAUUGUCUUUGUGCUAGUGCAGAUGAAAUCAAAAGGCUGACCAACUUUAGAAUUUAUUCUAGACAUUCUAAAUGAAGUACAGCACUUCAAGUUUUAAAGAGGUACUAAGCCAGGUCAGAAAUGGUACAUGGUACCCGAUACUCAAGCAAGCUUUCCUGGCAGGCACAUAUUUACAAACUGUUGCUGUGCCAGUUGAUGACUAUUCCAUAUCCAGUUGUACCAGAUCUUGGGCGAUCUGCCCUUUCCUCUGCUUGGGCUGACUGGAGUGCUAUGGUUAUUAAGUAACUGUAAUACUACCUAAGCAGGUCAAGAUAGUCAUGACAGAUGCUAACUUUUCAGACUCAAGAAGUAUUUCAAAUGAAGUUGCUACCUCUUUCUGCUGAUCUCUGGAAAGACAGCACUAAGAGAUUAAAAUCUGGAGAAAGCCAUUUCUCUGACUUUCAAGGGUAGGAGUUGCUAAUAAUGAAAUAAAUCAACGUGAAGAUGUUUAAGGUUAUAGUUAA
Molecule: messenger RNA, 1579 nt
Organism: Peromyscus californicus insignis
Lineage: Eukaryota; Metazoa; Chordata; Mammalia; Rodentia; Cricetidae
Gene: CUNH6orf120
Product: chromosome unknown C6orf120 homolog
Exons: 2
Coding region: 114-809 (231 amino acids)
Source: RefSeq, a predicted model, not a curated record